CCUCCUAAACCAUCAUGAGGAUCGAAGAAUUGGUCCUCGAAGGCUUUAAAUCAUACCCCGAACGAACACAAAUAACUGGAUGGGACCCUUCUUUCAACGCUAUCACUGGCCUCAAUGGUUCGGGCAAAUCCAACAUCUUGGACGCGAUCGCGUUCGUUCUCGGUCUCACAAAUAUGUCGACGAUGCGCGCGCAACACCAAGCGGACCUCGUGUACAAGAAGGGGCAAGCUGGGAUAACGAAAGCCAGCGUCACGAUCGUGUUCGACAACUCUGAGAGAGACAAAAGUCCUGUGGGUUAUGAGGACUGGAAGCAGAUAACGGUGACGCGGCAGUUCGCGCUGCCUAAUAACUCAAAGUACCUCGUAAACGGGCACAAAUCCCAACAGCAAGCGGUCCAAAGUCUCUUCCAAUCCGUUCAACUCAACAUCAACAACCCGAAUUUCGUCAUCAUGCAAGGGAAGAUCACCAAGGUCUUGAAUAUGCGUGCUCCGGAAAUUCUUGGUAUGGUCGAAGAAGCUGCAGGGACGCGAAUGUUCGAGGAAAGAAAGGACAAAGCGAGGAAGACGAUGGCGAAGAAGGACAAACGCGUACAAGAGAUCACGUCUGUGUUGACCGAAGAGAUCAUGCCCAAGCUAGACAAACUCCGGGAAGAGAAGCGGUCGUAUUUGGAGUUCCAAAAGGCGGAAACAGAGAAGGAGAAACUUGAGAGUAUUUUGGCUGCGUGGAAAUGGCAAGAAGCAGAUAAUAAGAUCAAGAAUGGCGCAAACGAGAUUGAAGAAAGUAAACAGGAUAUCGAAGUCAACAAACGGGAGAAGAAGACUGACCUUGAGUCGAUCAAAGUUGCCGAGAAGGAUGUGGAGAGGGUGACGAAAGAGCGGCAAAAUGAGGUGAAGAAGGGAGGAAAGCUGAAUAAACUUCAAGAGAAGGUCGCAGAAUUAGACAAGGUGCUGGUGAAGUUGAGGACUCAGGUGGACAUCAAAGCGAAAGACAUCAAGGAGGAAGAGGAUCAGGUCACCUGUGAAGCAGAUAUCCAUACGUUGGAGAGCUCCCAUGCCGAGAAAGAAAAGGAAGUCAAACAGAUCAAUAAAACCUAUGAUGCGGUCAAAGCCACGAACACGACGAAGCAAGAGAAAUUAAACUCAGACGAGGAACUGCUUCAAACUUUGUUAACGGGCUUGUCCUCUAAGGAUACCAACUCUGGUGGGGGUUAUAUGGGACAGCUCCAGGCUGCUCGCACCAAACAAUCGCAGGCAGCUGCGGAGGAGGAGCAACUAAAGGUCAAGGUCACUAUGGCAGAUAGGGAACUUAAAGAGACAGAAGCUCAUUGGAAGAAGGUCGAGAAAAAUGCGGGUGAAGGAAAGAGGCGCCUCGACACAAUGCAAGGUGUUGUAAACGAAUGCAAAAGAAAGCUUGCUGCGUGCGGGUGGAAUGAAGAGAUGGAACGGGAAGGUGACUCGAAAAUAGAAAGUCUCAGACGGCAUGUCGAGGCUGUGGCAGAUAGCAGGGGAAAAGCUAGUUCUAAGCUCAAUAAGAUGAACUUCGAGUACCAAACUCCUGGUCCACAUUUCGAUCGUCGGAAGGUCAAGGGUCCUCUUGGUAAACUCGUCUCUAUUCAUCCUGACAACUAUGAAUAUGCCACUGCCCUCGAAGUCACCGCGGGUGGUAAGCUCUAUCAGGUUGUGAUUUCUGACGAGAAGAUUGGAAAAGAUCUCCUGGACAAUGGCGGCUUGACAAACAGGGUUACUUUCAUUCCUCUGACCAAAAUCAGACCGUACAAAAUCCCGCAGCCGAAACUUGAAGCUGUUGCCCGGAUCGCACCUAACAAAGCACGACUCGCUCUUGAUCUCGUUCGAUAUGACAAUGAGGUUGCCGGCGCUAUGGCGUACACAUUUGGCAGUACUAUCGUGUGUGAUGAUCCCGAAACAGCGAAGAGAAUCACAUUCGACAAAACCUUGGCCCUUCGUUGUGUCACAAAAGAUGGUGAUGUCUACGAGCCGUCGGGUACACUUAGUGGCGGUUCAAAACUGAACACGGAGGAUAUACUCGUCAAGGUUCAGGAGCUCUUGAAAAUUGAGGCUGAACACUCCAAUGCGAAGAAGAAGUUGAACGAAGCAGAAGCAGCGUGGAAUAACGAUAAAACGAAGAAGAAGCGCGAGGAAUGGAGUAGACUUACUCGUGAGCUGCAGAUCAAGGAGCACGAGCUACAGCUUCUUGAGGGACAGCUGGGAGAGAGCAAUGCAACCAGGCUCAAAAAACAAGUUGAAACUUUGCAAGAAGAGAUAAAAGCCCGGAACGAAGAUCUUGUAACAGCUCAGAAGAAACAACAAGACGCUUCCGAUGAAUGUGACAAACUCGAACGUGAUAUGGCAGAGUUCAAGAAUAACAAGGACGGUAAAAUCGACGAGCUGAGGAAAAGCAUCUCUGCACAGAAGUCUGCCUUGCAGAAGCACAAUGUUACAUUGAAGACCGAACAGAAGAAAGCUCAGACCGCAAACUUAGAACUACAACAAAGCCGAGCAGAGAUUGAAGCCGCUCAACAACGUAUGCGGGAGGAGAGAGCUGGGAUCGAGAAGAUGAGGAAGGAACUAGCGGAGCUUACCAAGGACGUGGCUGAUCAAGAAUUGAAGUACCAAUCGGCGCGUCGGAAUCUCGAACUGGAGGAACAAUCCCUACGCCAAUUUGACGAGGAGAUUCAAACUCUCCAGGAGACGAUCAAAGAGAAAAAGGCUACUGUUCUACAGGUCGAGGAGAAGAUCGCUGCACUUCAUCAAGGCAUCGAGGCGUGUAAGAAGGCUAUAGAGCACGCAAAGCACGAAAAAGAGAAGUUGGAGAAGGUGCAUGAAUUUAUCGUGGCGGAACAUGAUUCGUUCGGGAAGCCGGGAACAAAGUAUUACUUUGCGUCUAUGAAUAUGCAGGACCUUCAUCAGCAAGCGACUGAACUAGAGGAGACUAUUCGCACGAGGAAGAAAAAGGUCAACGCGAAGUCCGCAAACAUGCUAGAUGACGUCGAGAAGCGUGAAACAGCACUGAAGAAGAUGCUGAGCACUGUUGUCAAGGACAAGGAAAAAAUCGAAGCGACCAUAGACGAAUUAGAUCGGGAGAAAAGGGAUACCCUCCAGAGCACGUUCGAAAAAGUUGACAGGGACUUUGGUCAAAUCUUCGCAGACCUUUUACCGGGUAACUUCGCUAAAUUACAACCGCCAGACGGGAUGGACCUUAUGGACGGCCUGGAAGUCAAAGUGAGGCUGGGAAGUGUUUGGAAACAGAGCUUGACGGAGUUGAGUGGGGGUCAAAGGUCUCUCAUCGCACUUUCCUUGAUAAUGGCACUCCUCCAGUUCAAACCAGCGCCUAUGUACAUUCUCGACGAGAUCGAUGCCGCACUGGAUCUCCAACACACCCAAAACAUCGGGCAUCUCUUCCGGACGCGUUUCAAGGGCUCACAAUUCAUUGUUGUAUCACUGAAGGAAGGGCUCUUCACCAACGCAAACGUUUUGUUCAGAACGAGAUUCCGAGACGGAACCUCGAUCGUCGAACGAACCGCCAAUCGAUCCUCGUCGACCUUAUACGAGGAGGGUGCGAAUGCCCGUGGUGGCAGAAGACGGUAGUCUGAGGAGAAUGUAUAUCUUGCUGCGUAAUUUAUUCACUUUGGGUGUACUCAGCUUACCUCCAUAUUUUUGACUAGUGUAGUACAUAUGUGGUGUAUUGUUAGAAUUUAUACUAUGACUCUCACGACCAAUGUAUUUGAGAAGUAU
Molecule: messenger RNA, 3752 nt
Organism: Marasmius oreades (fairy-ring Marasmius)
Lineage: Eukaryota; Fungi; Basidiomycota; Agaricomycetes; Agaricales; Marasmiaceae
Exons: 16
Coding region: 15-3605 (1196 amino acids)
Biological process (GO): chromosome organization
Cellular component (GO): chromosome
Molecular function (GO): ATP binding; ATP hydrolysis activity; protein binding
Source: RefSeq, a predicted model, not a curated record